CUCUCUAUCUAGAAGCGAUUAUCGGAAAAUUGAGCCUAUGCCGGCGCCCGUCGACCACUGGGCAGUUUCGGGUGUGUGGUGUUGCACGGACGGUGGCGCGCGGAGUUGCAAAGAUUCAGAAGCAGUCAGGAAAACCGGACCGGACGAGUGAUGGUCGAGUGCGCCGUCAGCGGAGUAGAGGGAGACGUUUUGUGGAUGGACUGGGGCUUCUAGGACAGAGGCGUGUACUGGGGUUAAAGGAUCGCUGGUGGACCGCUCCAGUACACUCAGAGGCUCCUGGAGGAGACAGGCACCUGUGUCCAGGCACGGACGAAGGUCAGGUGUCGGGUAGAAGUGGGAGGUAGUGAGCGGCGGCAAGCCAGAUGGUCUAUCUGAAGAGAACUGAUCCAGCCGACACGACGCCAUAGUAACUGCUGGAAGUCCAGGCCGUGAGGCCGCUGCCGGGGGUCGAGGGUGACACGCGCCGUCGACAUGUGGUCCGUCCGAGGCCGGGCCCUGCUGCUGCUGCUGCUGAUGAUGCUGUCUCUGUCGGGGUUGGUGAUGAGCUCCAUCCAGUCCGGAGAAUACUGCGAAGACUUUGAACAUGGAUGGGGAACAUUUUGGAAGCCAAUGAGCAACAGCUCAGGGACUUGGUCAAGCGAAUGGCAACCUAUGAAUUAUGAAGAGAUAAGCGACAAGAAAAACAUUCCUCCUCCACCGAAUGGCAAGGAAAUUUUAUACCUUCAUCCGAAUGACCAAGGGACUUUCAUGGGCGCAGAUAUGAUCACGAACGACGCGUACAUUUUUCCGGAAGGCUCGACUUUGUCUUUCAAUUAUUUGGCUUAUUCUGCGCCAUACGAUGGGCCUGGGCAAAUUGCUAUAAAGCUACGCAUUACAGGCAAGAAUGACACAUCACUGGACACAUUGCCCACGAGGGAGGGACCUGCCUCCUGGAGGACUUUUAGCAUAGAUAUUCCGGCAACUGAGGAGCUGUCGCAGAUUCUGAUACAUGGCGAGAAUUAUCCCAAUGCAACGUCGUAUGCUAUGGCCCUCGACGAUAUCCAGGUGUGCGGCCCAGAGACCAUCCAACCGAGUCAUUACUGCAAAAACAUCGCACCGUGCGACCCGAACAUCACUACAACCGCAAUGACGACUACAACCACCGAGCCUACGACGACUACCACUGAGCUAACUACAACCACUGAGCUAACUACAACCACGGAGCUAACUACGACCACUGAUCUAACUACGACCACCAGUGAGCCAACUACCACCACCAUUGAGCCGACUACGACUACCACCGAGCUUACCACGACCACCACAGAACUAACUACGACCUCAACAACGGAGGCAACCACAACUACGGAGCCAAUCACUACCACAGAGCCAACUACUUCUGCCGAGCCUUCUAGCACCAGCCCGCGGCCGCCUCCACCGCCGCCGCCGCUGCCGCCGACCGCACCGGCGGCGCCGAGUGGCCUGCUGUGGGGUGUCGGCGCCGUGCUGACCACCAGUGUCGCCCUGCUGCUGCUGCUGUCCCUCCUCAGGAGCCCGCGCGUGGCCGCCGCCCGGCGCCGCCGCCCCUGGCUGCGCACCGCCAGCAACGACUACAGCGUGUUCACCGCGAACAGCAGCGGCAGCGCGAGUAUCGAGAGCGCCAGCAGCGCCAGUAGCGGCUGGUACGACUACCUGGUCGGCGACCCGUGGCGAAAACUGGCCACGCGCUUUGGGUGGCUGCGCAGCAUGUGACUCGUCCCCGCACCGGGUGGUGAUCCCUGUGGCGCCGCCCGGGCGAAGUUACCUAGACUCUGGUUGGACUCUGCGGUAGGUAGGAAGGAGUUGAAAGUGACAAUGGGUUCAAAGCUCAGCGCUGUCGCGGCCCUGCGGGUGACACCGGCUAGGACGAUUGAAUGCUUCGAACGACGCGCGUCAGUGUACCUGGAAAACUAUGUGUCUGCCUCAUUAGGUAUACCAUUUUUUUUAAUAUUACCCAACAUUGUCAUGAGUGCAUGUGCUUUCCUAAUCGCUGCUUACGUUAUGUAUGAUCUAUGCAAGAAGUUGAAACUACAUCUAAAAUAGGUCACAUUUCGGUUUAAAGUCAGCGUUAAUUAAGGGCAAGGCUUGAUUACUUGGCUGCUGCCCAACGCCAGCCGCAAUUGCUUUCUUAAGGACGUAUAUGUGAACAUAGGUCAUAGGUGCUGUUCACCAUUCACUGUUCAUGCCAGUGGAAUAUUGUCGGCCUCUUGUGCAAACUGACAUGCUUAGGGAUGUCUUAAAGACACUACUAUCUAAGGGAAAGAUUAUUGUUUGUUGAAACCACGUCAUUCCCAUGCGUAAGAUAUGGUUAGAUAUAAGAGCUAUGAGGAAUGAUUGUAUGAAGCACCGAUAGAGAAAGGCAGCAUAUACUUGUCAUUACUUCGAAACGUAUUGAAUCUCAGUGUGUCGUGCUAUGCUAUUAACUAGUUAGUUAUUUGCACGUUGAUUAGUACAGUUCAAGAUGCGUUUUGUUAGAUUGUUAGUGCAGUUAAAUUGUUUAGUACAGUUGGAUGCGCGGCUAAUUCAAUUGGUGACUGGAAGUGCUGUGAAUGAUGUUGAACAGAAAUAAAAGCUGUUUUUACUCGUA
Amphibalanus amphitrite is the source of this 2602-nucleotide messenger RNA. RefSeq names its product mucin-17-like. The record is from RefSeq and is a predicted model, not a curated record. The coding region runs from base 472 to 1728 and encodes 418 amino acids. The transcript has 2 exons. NCBI's taxonomy places the organism in Eukaryota, Metazoa, Arthropoda, Thecostraca, Balanomorpha, Balanidae.